Molecule: messenger RNA, 2644 nt
Organism: Macrobrachium nipponense
Lineage: Eukaryota; Metazoa; Arthropoda; Malacostraca; Decapoda; Palaemonidae
Gene: Pdk
Product: pyruvate dehydrogenase (acetyl-transferring) kinase, mitochondrial-like
Exons: 8
Coding region: 116-1399 (427 amino acids)
Biological process (GO): regulation of glucose metabolic process; protein phosphorylation
Cellular component (GO): mitochondrion
Molecular function (GO): pyruvate dehydrogenase (acetyl-transferring) kinase activity
Source: RefSeq, a predicted model, not a curated record
CAGCCGCCAGCCAGACUUUGGUCGUAGGAGCAAACGUGUGGAUGUGUCGUCGGCGCUCUGUGUCAGUUCUCUUCCUCACAAAGCACCGCAAACACCACACUUCCAUAUAUCCACCAUGAGGAUUCACAGGAGUUUAUUUCGGCCGGCCAGGGCACUUAUUGACAAGAAGCUCGAUUUUUAUUCGCAAUUCAACCCGUCGCCACUUUCGAUGAAGCAAUUUACGGAUUUCGGUCGAAAUGCAACCCGGACAGAAUCUUACCUGUUUUUGCGCAAGGAACUUCCCGUCAGAUUAGCCAACAUUAUGAAGGAAUUCAGCCUUCUGCCAGAGAAUUUGCUCCUCAUGCCCUCGACACGGGCUGUGCAAGACCUCUACUGUAAGAGUUUCGAUGAUCUCAUGGAAUUUGAAGGGAAGGAAGCAAAUCCAUCCAUUAUUGACAAAUUCACAGAUGCUCUAACAAAGAUUCGGAAUCGUCACCAGGAUGUUGUCAUGACAAUGGCUCAAGGUGUCAUGGAGCUGAAAGAUGCCCAUCGUAUUGACAAUAAUAUGGAGGCAUACAUCCAGUAUUUUCUUGACAGAUUUUAUAUGAAUCGCAUUUCAAUUAGAAUGUUGAUCAACCAGCAUACAUUACUCUUUGGUGAUAGUAUCAACUCUCACCACCACAUAGGAUGCAUUGAUCCCAGCUGUGAUAUUGUCCGUGUAAUUGAAGAUGCAUAUGGCAAUGCACGCUUCCUCUGUGACCAGUACUACCUCGCUUCGCCAGAACUUGUUGUGAAACACCAUAACGAGCACGACAAGAAGACAAAUUUCAUUAAAGAAGCAGGAAAAUCAGCUGACAGAACAUCAGUAUCUGUUGUGUAUGUUCCAUCUCAUUUAUACCACAUGCUGUUUGAGCUCUUCAAAAAUGCCAUGCGAGCGGUGGUUGAACACCACAGUACAGGAGGAGAUGAUUUCCCUCCACUGGAAGUCCUUCUAGUCAAAGGCAGUGAAGAUCUUACCAUAAAGCUAUCUGACCAGGGUGGUGGCAUUCCAAGAAGUCAUAUGGACCUGUUGUUUAAUUACAUGUAUUCAACAGCACCUCAGCCAGCUGCCUCUGGUAUGGAAACUCCACCUUUAGCAGGCUAUGGGUAUGGUCUUCCACUCUCCAGAUUGUAUGCCAGAUAUUUCCAUGGAGACCUCGUACUAACAUCCUUUGAAGGAUAUGGUACAGAUGCCUGUAUAUUCCUGAAGGCACUAUCCAGUGAAGCUAAUGAGCUGCUUCCAGUAUACAACAAAACUUGUCAACGGCAGUAUUCUACUCCUAUCCAAACACACGACUGGUCUUCACAAGGGCACUCAGCUAUGUUUGUUCGACCAUUUAGCACGAAUUCUUUGAACAAGCUGACCUCUGCAUCAAGUUAAUUUAUAUAUUUAUUAACAGUUUUGUUGAUUUCCUACUUUGGAAAGAUUAGCAUUUAAUGUUAACCACUAUUAAUUUGUAUGGCAGUAUUUAUAUGAUGGUAAAGGACGAGGUCAUACGGAUUAAAAUGUGCAUAGAAGUUGGGAUUUUUCAUCCAUUCAGAUGUUGGUAUGAUUCAGUAAGAUUUCUUUCUUGCACUUAAGUAAAAAGUAGAUUUUAAAUUGGGUCAACAUCUGGUUAUUGAUUAGUACCAAUUGUCAUUUUAGUUGCACAAGAUUUGUUACCAUAAAAUACGCUUUGUUAAACUGCAAGAUGGAAUUUUUAAGCUAGGCACAAUACUCUGUCUGGUGCUUAUGUUUCUUUAGAUGAUUUGACAUACAGCUUGUGGUAGAUGUAGCUUUGCAAAAAUGGAUGAGAAAUUUACCAUUUAUAAAAAAAAAAAAAUAAAGCAGGUUUUCUUUUGACGUAAAGUAAACAAUUCUGUUGCCAUGCCGAAAGCAACAGAUGCCAUGACAAACUUUGAUGUACAAAGCAUAUUUGCAGAAAGGAAAAAUUGUGUGACUAAAAUAGAUAUGAAGUACAGUACAUACAUACUAAUAAUAAGUACUGAUUAUGUGCUCUGAGAACUUUGUUGUAGAGAUGUGUAUGCAUGGUAAAAAUUUAUAUUUCUUUUUUUUUUUUUGUGAUAAUGUAAAUAUUAUUUUUGCUGUAGCAUAAUAUUUUGACAAGGAAGGCAAUAGGGCAAUCAUAUCACAGGUAUCCUGCAGAUAGCUGUAGUAAAACUAAGUAAAUUUCAGAUCUUCUGCAGGUAGCUGCAGUGAAACGAAGUAAAAUUCUUGUAAACUUUUACACUUGUGUAAAGUAUUGAUUGCAGUCUUCUGUCAAUUUUUUUUUAAACCAAGACAAAAAACUAUUGUGUUUUGAUUAGUACUAUUAGAUAAUACAAGUUGUAAGUUUUGUAUGUUACUUUGCAGUGAUUAUUUAGCACAUCCUGUUUUGUAUGAGAGGUAAUUGCAGUAUUAAUGAGUUCUGUAGGUAACUGCAUGUAAGUUAAAGUACGAUCAGUGAUAACCAGGGGUGGAGGAAUUCAUGGCAUUGUGUUGAUUUGUGAAUGUUGACUUUUGUUUUUGCAGGUGACUGAAACCUGUUUGUGAACUAUGAAUGCAUUGUAAAUGUUUGCUUUUAGUCUUAAUAUUUUGUAAAUAGAGAAGAAUUAUUUUUAUUUAAAUAAAAUUUUACAUUUUGGA